Pyrus x bretschneideri (Chinese white pear) is the source of this 877-nucleotide messenger RNA. RefSeq names its product 30S ribosomal protein S9, chloroplastic. Gene Ontology annotation, cellular component: mitochondrial small ribosomal subunit; ribosome; plastid small ribosomal subunit. Gene Ontology annotation, molecular function: structural constituent of ribosome; RNA binding. Gene Ontology annotation, biological process: translation. The record is from RefSeq and is a predicted model, not a curated record. The coding region runs from base 88 to 726 and encodes 212 amino acids. Lineage: Eukaryota; Viridiplantae; Streptophyta; Magnoliopsida; Rosales; Rosaceae. The transcript is spliced from 2 exons.
UUAAUCCUCCCAUAUCGAACUACAAACGUUAUCCCCUUCAUCUUCCCACUAGCAGCAGGCUCAGUGGUGUGAAACGUUAGGGCAAAAAUGGCGGUUUCGAUAACGGCUCUCACGUCGUCCUUAUCCUCUCUCUCGUUUUCCUCCCACGUAGCUCAGAAGCCCAGCAUUGUGUCGUUUCCCGGCUCCAAAUCAGUGUCUGUUUCGCACGGGUGCGGAGCCGCCACACGUGCCCCUCGUCUGGUGGUGUUUUCCGUCGCGGCAGCUCCUCCAACGGAAGUGGUGGAGACUGAAAACCUCAAGAAAUACGUGAAAUCGAGGCUUCCCGGCGGCUUUGCGGCUCAGACAAUCAUCGGCACCGGUCGUCGGAAAUGUGCGAUUGCUCGUGUUGUACUCCAGGAGGGCACCGGAAAAGUUAUCAUCAACUAUCGCGACGCCAAGGAAUAUCUGCAAGGCAACCCGUUGUGGCUACAGUACAUAAGAGUACCGUUGGUUACUUUAGGAUACGAAAGUGGGUACGACGUGUUUGUCAAGGCUCAUGGUGGUGGCCUUUCUGGUCAGGCGCAGGCGAUAUCCCUUGGCAUUGCUCGAGCUUUGCUAAAGGUCAGCGAAGACCAUAGAAGACCUCUCAGAAAGGAAGGGCUGCUGACCAGAGACGCCAGAGUAGUUGAAAGGAAGAAGCCUGGUCUCAAGAAAGCUCGCAAAGCCCCUCAGUUUUCAAAGCGUUAGACUCGUCUUUCCUUUUCUAUGCUGUGAACAUCGCAAGCCAUACAAAGAUCUCGGCUUCCAUUGUAGAUUAAAGUUUCUUUUGUGGUGAAAUCUUUUUGUGCACUAUAUGAACAGGUUUUCAUUUGGAAAUGUGAAUGUGGAUUGAAAGCAA